AUGCGCCAGCAAUUGGCGGUUUGGCGAGCCGAUCCCGAGUGGGAAGACGAGCAGCCGAAACUCGAGGUAGGCGGGAAUAACGGUAACGUAUUCAUGAUCCAUGCAAGUGUGAAUGCUGCCAUCUCCCCUGGCGGCAGAAGAUGCCGCCACUUCACUACUGACUGUUGCCACAUGCUCAUUCUCCUCUCCGCCCUCGCCCUUCUUCUCCCAUUUUCUGCUCCACCAUACCGCCCGUACUCUGUAUCCGUCCCGAAGGGCUCCUUCUGCCGAAUGGACGCGCAGUUCCUGCUUGCCCUGCCCCCGGACCUCGUUUAUAGCACACUCUGCGACCCCAGCAAUCGAAGAGUCUUCAAGAAUAUCACGGAUGUGAGCUACCGCAAUGUGCUGUACGAUGAUGGGGACGUGCAGGAGGUGGAGCUGCAGCAGGGAGGCAGGUGGCGCUUCCUCUUCCUCUUCCUCUUUCCUCUCGGGAACCUCAAUGUGCUGUACGACAUCUCACAUUACGCAUGGCAGGAUUUGAUGAACCUCAAUGUGCUGUACGGAAUCCCACGUGGCACAUGGCAGGAUGUGAGCUACCGCAAUGUGCUGUACGACGAUGGGGACGUGGAGGAGGUGGAGCUGCAGCAGGGAGCCAGAUGGCGCUUCCUCUUCCUCUCUGGAACCUUUGACGUGCGCCUGAGAGUCAAGCAGGACCGACCCAACCUCAAGGUAGUGCAGCCCACACUCUCUCCGCCACCCAUUUUGUCGCACUACUUGCGAGGCAUCAGCACACAGAUCACUCGAGACAUGCUCAAGGAUUUUCAGACCGAAGCCGCCCGGAUCAGGUAUGAUCUUCCAGUCGAUGCUGAUGUGGAAAAGGAGUUGGAGAAGAUCCGGAGCGAGAGUGGCAGAGAGGAGAAGGAAGGGAAUGCCGGCCAGAGGAGGAGUGAGGGUGAGCAGAGAGAGGGAAGGGUUCGAUGGAGGGAUGAGGUGAAGAAAAGGGUGAGGGGGAAAAAGGCAGGCCCUGCCCGGCAAUCGAAGCACCGAGCGGUUGUUUCAACCGGCGUGCGAGUGGUUGCAGAGGCUGCAGAUUCAACUGUCGUUACCUCAAAGAAAGAAGGGGAUUUCCGGCACGAGGCUCCUCGACAGGAGCUUGAAAGUCCUCAGAAUGUGUUUUCUGCCAAGUACGUCCCGUUUUCUCCGGAUCAGAAGCCAAAUGAAGAGUAUUCUCUAGACGAGGUCAUCUACACCAGCAAGGACGGCCUGCUGCUGGACGUGCAGCAUGACUACGAGGCUCUGAAACGCUACGACGCCGCAUACUGGAAGAAGCUCUUCGACUCCCGGGUCGGCAAGCACACGUGGCCUUACGGAUCUGGAGUGUGGAGCAAGAAGGAAUGGGUUCUCCCGGAGAUCGACAACGACGACAUCGUGAGCAUGUUCGAGGGCAACUCGAACCUCUUCUGGGCCGAACGGUACGGCAAGGAGCUCGGAAUGACCGACCUGUGGGUCAAGCAGUGCGGCAACAGCCACACUGGCUCCUUCAAGGAUCUGGGCAUGACAGUGCUCGUGAGUCAAGUGAAUCGGCUGCGGAAGAAGAACAUGCCGCUCGCAGCCGUCGGAUGCGCCUCCACCGGCGAUACCUCCGCUGCUCUCUCCGCCUACUGCGCUGCUGCCGGCAUCCCCGCUAUCGUCUUCCUCCCUGCUAACAAGAUCUCCCUCGCGCAACUCGUGCAGCCCAUCGCGAACGGCGCUCUCGUGCUGUCGAUCGACACGGACUUCGACGGGUGCAUGCGGCUGAUCCGCGACGUGACGGCGCAGCUGCCCAUCUACCUCGCCAACUCGCUCAACUCGCUGCGCCUCGAGGGCCAGAAGACGGCCGCUAUUGAGAUUUGCCAGCAGUUCGAGUGGGAAGUGCCCGACUGGGUCAUCGUGCCUGGAGGCAAUCUGGGCAACAUCUACGCGUUCUACAAGGGCUUCUACAUGUGCAAGGAGAUGGGCCUCGUCGACCGCAUUCCCCGCCUGGUCUGUGCUCAGGCUGCAAACGCGAAUCCGCUCUACCUGUCAUACCAGAAGGGCUUUGAGCAGUUUGAGGCGGUGCGGGCAACACAGACCUUCGCGUCCGCCAUCCAGAUCGGCGACCCUGUGUCCAUUGACCGAGCCAUCUUUGCUCUCAAGGCAUCCAAUGGCAUAGUGGAGGAGGCCACGGAGCAGGAGCUCAUGGAUGCUGCAGCAGAGGCGGAUCUCACGGGCAUGUUCAACUGCCCACACACAGGAGUGGCCCUGGCGGCUCUGAAGAAGCUGCGCAGUCGGGGAGUGAUUGGCCCCAAUGAUCGCACAGUGGUGGUCAGCACAGCACACGGCCUCAAGUUCGCCCAAUCCAAGGUGGCUUAUCACUCGAAUGAGAUUCCUGGCAUGGUGUCGACAUUUGCCAAUCCUCCUGUGAGCGUGAAGGACAACUUGGGAAGUGUUAUGGAUGUGUUGAGAGAUCGCAUUGCCAAGUAA
This is a messenger RNA of Closterium sp. Naga37s-1, 2481 nucleotides long. NCBI's taxonomy places the organism in Eukaryota, Viridiplantae, Streptophyta, Zygnematophyceae, Desmidiales, Closteriaceae. The record is from the annotation of a GenBank genome assembly.